This is a messenger RNA of Rhagoletis zephyria (snowberry fruit fly), 6253 nucleotides long. RefSeq lists its product as uncharacterized. Gene Ontology annotation, biological process: actin filament organization; calcium-mediated signaling; neuron projection development. Gene Ontology annotation, cellular component: postsynaptic density; cytoplasm; dendrite. Gene Ontology annotation, molecular function: actin filament binding. The record is from RefSeq and is a predicted model, not a curated record. NCBI's taxonomy places the organism in Eukaryota, Metazoa, Arthropoda, Insecta, Diptera, Tephritidae.
CUCCAACAAAUCCGAACGUCAGGAUGUCACCGAUGUCAUGAUGAAAAAUCAGCAGCAGCAGCAGCAGCAGCAAAUUCAAGUCCAAAAUCAUUCCAAUGCCAUGUCACCACAACGUUCAUUAUCCGCAGCUGCAUCGUCCACGUCGUCGUCUGCGUCGACAGCAGCAUCCACAAAACGUAUCUCCUCAAGUAUCUCCGUGCAAUUGCCAGCCGCUGGCUUAGGCUCACGCCCACCCAGCAUCAUUUCUACAAGCACCAGUCUCGACGAGGGUGGCUUCAAUGAACCCUCACCCGAGAUCAAAGCCAAACUAAAGCCCGCAUAUGACUUUGAAACGGUCAAUGGACGAGCGGUGAGUGGCAUGAGUGCCGACAUCGACGAAUGCGACCGCAGUCAGCCAACAGCGAAUGAGGAGGCAGAGAAGCCCAGUUUGAAUUAUGUUGAUGUGGGCUAUCGUCUCAACCCGGAUGGUAGUGAAUCGCAUGAGGUUUUUGGCGAAUCCGAGCUGUACGACACGGCUAAAGUGACUGAAAUGCACAAGAAAUUCCAUGCCAACGGAUUUGCGCAAGAAACGACGACUGUUUAUGCGACCAUAAAAACUGAGGUAACAACAGCUGCCGUUGAGCUGUACUACCCAGGUGGGAAGCUAGCUAAGGAGAGAGAACGAGUUGGAACUAGCCUAUUGCAUUCGCCCACAAAAUCUAUUGGCAGCGGUAUUGCCGGCCUCAGUGGUUCACCGGUGAAAUCGGCGGCGAUCUCGUCACCGCCAGUUGGUGUGGUUUCGCCCAUACGCCGACGCAGCUCAGAUGUGAGUGUGAAGUCAACACCGCCCAUCUCGCCAACAUCAAUCGGCAGCGGUAGUGGCAGCUGCAGCGGCACCGGCACCGCAAAUUCGACAUCGACCAGCAAUACGCGCUCAAUUCCGUCGAUUGCUGUGGCAGUGGCGGGCAAGGGGGUGGUGACACCCAUCGCCUCGCUGGCUGCACAGGAGGAGGAGUUCGAUAGCUCUGAGUUGCCGGCAUUGCCUGAGCGACCACCACCAUUGAGUGCAGUACAACACGCCACUAUAGCGACUGCAGUCGGCGUUGGUGGUGGGCCAUGUAGCGCUUUAGAUAUGCAGGAUCUGGAGUAUGCAGACAGCAGUGCUGGGGAAGAUGAAGAUGAUUUGAUGCGCGCAAUUGAGGACGACAUUGAUGACGACGACGAAGUGCUGCAAGUGGAGGUAAGCGAAGCAACGCUGACGACAGUAGCCGAGGAGGGUGAGGAGGAGGAAAAACAGACGAUUGUUGUGGCAGCGGCCGGUGCGGUGGCGGCAGAUGUAGCAAUACCGCGCGAGGACAGUCUACCGGAUGACAUGACUGCCGACGAAGCUGAGCGACUGUUGAGCUCGAGAAUUUUGGAAAGCAAAAUCAGACAACAGUCGUUGCUCUCGGACGAACAAGCCAAAGAAGUCGAACAGAUACUCUCCGCCGCACCGACAGUUGGUGUGGCCGUUGCAGCUGUUGUUGCCACAGCUACUUCGCCAACUAGCAUUAAAAGUCUAAUCGAAGAAACGCAACCAGAAUCACCGCCACCAACAGAGCAGCAGGGCAAAAAGCCAACGACGAAAGCAGCUGCCGCCAAAGUUAGCAUUGACAUAGCUGGUGACGUACGUGCUGCUCCUGUAAAUGCUACCUUAACUGCAAGUGGCGGUUGUAAUCCAAUAACUGUCGCCAACGAAAGUGUUACCGCCUAUAACAAGGCCGACGAAGCGGAAGAUGAUGAUGACGAGGAGGAGGACGACGAGGACGACGGGGAUGUCGACAUAGUUGGCAUUGGCGCCGCACCUGCACACAUUUUAAAUGCGACCUCCACCAAGGCGGUAGAUAGCAGCAUCAGUGCUGCAGCAACUAACAAGGCCAACAACAACAAUAACCACAACAACAACAACAGCAGCAAUACACACGACGACGAUGAGCCCGAAUGGCUACGUGAUGUACUUGAAGCGCCUAAUCGCAGUCUAGAGAAUUUGCUAAUUUCCCGCUGUGCUGGAGUCAACGAUAGGAGGCGACAUUCAUCGGAAAGUCAAGACAGAAUUGUGGGUGGUGAAAGUAGUUUUGUUGUUGAAAGUAAACAUUCCGACUUGGUGACUGCAUCUAAGGUCGAGACUAGUUACGAUGCAGACAAUGAUUCGACACUUUUUAUACAACAACAACAACAACAAUACGAACAACCACAAUCACCCAGCGGUAAGCCAGGCGAACAACAGUCACUUUUGAAUCAAACAUUUGUGCAACAGGAAUCAAGUAGUCCAACGCCACAUGGCCAAACGGGCGAAUCUCUGCAAGAAUCAAUUGUUUCGGUUGAGUCAACUCAAUCGGAUGGUACACUCAAUCAGACUACGACCAUUGAUGACAGCAUAAUUUCAAGCAAACAUAAUUCCACUUACUCAUUAGCUGAGGGUGAGCUACAUUCGAUUAAUACAAAUACAACAACUACUAGUCUUGGUGGCACAGAACUCGACGAUUCGCAAUACUAUAUACCAGAGUAUCCGCCAGUGAAGAGCAAGGAAGUUUAUGUGGAAUCCGGAGUGCAUUAUUUCGAAGAUGGCAACUUUUGGAUGGAAGUGCCGGGUCUACUCGACUUCGAUGACGACGAACUCUCCUAUCCGCCAAUACCAGUAAAGAAAAAUACCAAAGUACGCUUUAGUUCCGGACCCAUACAAGUAUUUUCAACCUUCUCCGUAACCGAUUAUGAUCGCCGCAAUGAAGAUGUCGAUCCCGUGGCCGCUUCAGCCGAAUAUGAGCUGGAGAAGCGUGUCGAGAAGAUGCAUGUCUUCCCGGUGGAAUUAAUGAAAGGUCCUGAAGGUUUAGGUUUGAGUAUAAUUGGCAUGGGCGUUGGUGCCGAUGCUGGACUCGAGAAAUUGGGUAUAUUUGUGAAAACUAUUACCGAUAACGGUGCAGCAGCACGUGACGGACGCAUUCAGGUUAACGAUCAAAUCAUCGAAGUGGAUGGCAAAAGUUUAGUGGGCGUAACACAAGCGUAUGCCGCAUCGGUGUUACGCAAUACAUCUGGUCUAGUCAAAUUUCAAAUUGGACGUGAACGUGAUCCGGAAAAUUCCGAGGUGGCACAAUUGAUACGCUUGAGUUUGCAAGCGGAUCGCGAAAAGGAAGAACGACUGAAAAGACAACAAGAAGAAUAUUUACGUCGCACACUCGACUACUCGGAGGACUCCACACAGCCAGUUUCGGCUAAUUCUAGUGUCUGCGAGGGACCCUCGAGUCCCGUACAAGUGGAGCAUCCAAUGGAGGUCGAGGCUACGCACUCACAGGAGGUAGAGUCUCUGAAGAGACUGCUACAGGAGCACAAAGCGCUCGUCAAAUUAGAAACAACCGGCAAUGAAAACGAACUGCUCAGCGAACGUUUACGCCAAAGCGAACGCGAGCUAACCAACAUCAAGAAAGAGGCUGCAAAUCUACAAAAUAUGCUACAACAAUCACAGGGCCAGUACAUGGCACUCGACAAGAAGUAUAACAAGGCCAAGCGUUUGGUGCGUGAGUAUCAACAACGCGAGGUGGAUAUGUGUCAUCGGGAGGAAUUCUAUCAGCAAUUACUGCAAGAGAAGGACACCGAAUACAAUGCACUCGUGAAGAAGUUGAAAGAUCGUGUCAUCAAUUUGGAACACGAGCUGCAGGAGACACAACGUAAGGCUGGCUUCCCAGUAGGUUUGCCAUACGAUAGCGCCACGCUCAAAUUGACGCCUCAAAUGAUGCGAAAAGCGCCGCCAAAACCUCUAUUCCAGAAACUUGAAACCGAAUUGUCGGAUACGGAAAUUUCCGAUCUCUCACCCGAUGGCGAGGGUGUGAAAACGGCUACAGUGGAACGUAAAGUACCAAUUAAAGACGAAUUGGAUGCUGCAGUGCCGCAACAUGAACUUCUGGAUAAUUCGGUUACAAAGACCAAAAUCGAUUUAGCAUCUCGUGGUGGUUUAGCUAAUCGCCAGCUGCCUUCAACAGCGAACAACGGCAACAACAGCACCAGCAAUUGCAAUACAACCAACGCAGCGGGCAACAACGCUACUAAUGCCACCGCCGCCUCCAACACCAAUAACAGCCAAAUUCAUAGCACUACAUCCGUCGCCUCCGCCGCCGCCGCCUCCACCACCGCUGGCAUCAACAUUAACACCAGUCACAGUCACAGCAGCAGCAGUGCCAGUGGCAACAACAGCAAUAACAACGGCGUUAAAAGCAUCUCUUUUGGCAAGCGCACGCUCAGCAAUAGCAGCUCAGAUUGCGCGCUCGAUGACAGCGAGGAUGAUGGCACUGCUACUACAGUGGCACAUGUGCACGCCAGCGCCGCCUCGGAUAGCAAUGGACUUUCGAAUGGCAGCAGCAGCAAUAGUAGCGUUAUCCACCGCAAUUACUUACAACAGCAGCAGCAGCAUCAUGCCACCGCCACCAAUGGCCAUCACAGCGUCACUGCCGGUACAACUACUGCCAUUCUGUUGAAUUCGACCGCCAUUGCGGGCAGUGGUGUUGCAACAGCGCGCGAACAGCAAAUCAAUCAAUUGUAUGCGCAAGUGCACAAGGAUCAUAAUAAGACCGGCGUAGCAGCAGCAGCAGCAGCUGCUGGUGUUGGUCAUUCCACAAUACCGAAUAUAUUUAAGAGUGCCAUUGGUUCGCCACCCGACGUAAGCCUGGGCGUUGGCGUGGGCGUGGGCGUGGGCAUGGGCUUGGGCAGCAGUGGCGUUAGUGUUGGUGGUGGUGAUUUUCAUCGCAGCAACAUGACUACGUUCGGUACUAGCAAUCGUGAUCUCAAUAGUUCAUACGAUUCAAUUUUAGGCUCAAACGAUAAACUCUCCGAGAAUGAACAAUCAUCGGAGAAUUGGAUGUAUCCGAGUCGACGACGAGUCGGACCGACGGGUGCCAUCAUAAGUGGUAAGAUGCCACCUUCAUCGUUUACAGAACAACUAAAUCAAGCGUUGUCCGAGCGUGAGAGACGACUUGGCGAUGGCUCAUCCCGUCACUCCAGCGACGAUUACACAGAAAUUAACAAAAGCCAAAGCACAGCUGCCAUCAAUUGUAAGACACUAAUCAAUGAAAUACGACAAGCGGUGAAUGAGGCACAGCCAAAAGUUAAACAAGUUAUACCUCAAUCACUCUCUCCGCCUGGCACAGUACCAUGGCAACAGCAACAACAACAACACCAACAACAACAAGCCACCGGACCGCCAUCACCUACCAGCAUGUCCUCGGGCUGUUCCUCACCCGGCUAUUCGCCCAGUCGUGCCAUUGAUUUGUCCGGUUCGAGUAGCAGUUUUUCGGAUCGCAAAGCAGCCGCCUGCUAUAAUUACAAAAGUGGACCAGUGCAUGAGUGGACCAAAGAGCAAGUUGGGCAAUGGCUUAUGGGCAUCGAAUUGGAACGUUACAUUCCUGUCUUCAAGGAACAUAAUGUUGAAGGUGGCGCGCUGUUGUCACUCGAUUCGAAAGAUUUCAAAACACUUGGCGUGAGUGGAGAUGAUAAACAUCGACUGAAGCGACGAUUAAAAGAUUUGAAGGCGAACAUCGAAAAGGAGCGAAAAGAUCAGGAACGCGAGCGACGCGAAAGAGAGAAAGCUAUACGGAAAGCGGAGAAAAAAGCGGCCAAAAAGAAGUAGAAUUAGAAAAUAUAGAAUGCAGAAAAAUAGAAAGUUAAAAAUAAAUAUUAAUUAUUACAAAAAAAAAAAAACAACAAAAUAGUAGUUGUAGUAGUCAAUAGCAAAGAGUAUCUAUUAGAACAGUCGAUAUAAUAACGGUAAUAGUAAGCAACUACCAAAAAUAUUUACGUUAUUUACUUAGUAUAAGAAGCGCGCAGUAAUAAGCAUGUCAAGGAAGCGAAUGAAUGAGAUAGAGAUGGUGGAGGGUGGAGGGUGGCGAGGAAGCAUUGAACGUAUAAAAUAUUAUUUGUUUUUUUUUUUUCUUUUACAUACUAUGUACUUGUAUUUAUACACACACUUUGUAUAACUUUGACGUUCAUUGAUUUCAACUCAAAAGCAAAAGAAAAUGAAAGGAGAAUCUUUUCUAAGUUAUUUAUCUCUGAUUAAAUAAAAAGUUUAAUUAAGGUACGAGUAUAUUCGAUUUUUUUAAUCAAUAAGUAAUUUAUUAUAACUCAAAUUCUACAACAUCUUUAAAAUUAAGAUGUUAAGUAAAACAUAAAAACAAUGACUUGCAUAGUUUAAAUACAUACAUACAUAUGUACGCAUAAAUCAUUUAAUGUGUGAGUAAAAAAUGAUGUUAGG